AUGGCACACAUGAGGACCCAAAUAGAUCUACUCACGAAGCAUAUUGUCUCAAGUUGUGAAAAGGUAAAUGUUAUAGGACCUCCAAAUAAGGUUGGAACUACUCUAGAGAAAGACAGUAUGAUAGGCCAACAAACAGAGAGCAGGAAAACUGGCAGAACAGAGAUGGGUACUGAACAUGAACAUGAACAGGUGUUGGAGCAAACUGGAAUAAAAGAGGCUGAAGCUGAACAAGCAAAUGACUUAAAGGAUGCUCAACUAAUAGCAAAACCAGUAGGAGCAAAGGAAAAAGAGGUUAAGGGAACUAUGCCUCUUCAGCAAAUACCAAGACCACCUCUUCCUUUCCCUCAAAGGCUUAAGAAGAAAUUCGAAGAUGGUAAAUUUGCUAAAUUCAUCACCAGGAGACAGCUAUCAAUGAAUAUCCCAUUGGUGGAAGCAUUAGAGCAGAUGCCAGGAUAUGCCAAUGUUAUUUCUACCAAGUCUUUGGUACAGAAGAAGGAGGAUCCGAGUGUAUUUACCAUAUCGUGCACCAUCGGAUCAAUUGAAUUUGCAAAGGCCUUAUGUGACUUACGGGCCAAUAUAAACUUGAUGUUGCUGGCCAUCUGCAAGCAACUCGGGUUAGGAGUUCCAAAACCCACAACAAUGAGGUUGAUGAUGGACGAUAGGUCGGUGAAGCGACCUGUGGGCAUCUUAUGUGAUGUGCUAGUAAAGGUAGGCACUUUCAUAUUUCCAGCAGACAUCGUGAUUUUGGAUUAUGAAGUGGAUUUUGAGGUUUCCAUAAUUUUGGGAAGACCAUUUCUAGCCAUGGGACUAGCACUGGUAGAUGUUGAGAGUGGAGAGCUGAAAUUCAGACUCAACAAGGAAGAGGUAAAGUUUAAAAUUUACAGGUCAAUGAAACAGCUGCAUGACAUGAAUGUAGUGUCUGCAAUAGAGGCCUUUGAUGAAGAAGAGAUGGGAACUACCAUUGAGGAGAGGCUAACUGUUGAAACAUUAGUAGCCGUGUUAAUGAACUUUGAAGCUGAUUUUCGGACUAACUAUGUGGAGACCGUGAAUGCUUUAUAG
Molecule: messenger RNA, 1059 nt
Organism: Solanum stenotomum
Lineage: Eukaryota; Viridiplantae; Streptophyta; Magnoliopsida; Solanales; Solanaceae
Exons: 4
Coding region: 1-1059 (352 amino acids)
Source: RefSeq, a predicted model, not a curated record